Molecule: messenger RNA, 9062 nt
Organism: Acanthopagrus latus (yellowfin seabream)
Lineage: Eukaryota; Metazoa; Chordata; Actinopteri; Spariformes; Sparidae
Product: zinc finger protein 609-like
Exons: 10
Coding region: 1059-5255 (1398 amino acids)
Biological process (GO): regulation of transcription by RNA polymerase II
Cellular component (GO): nucleus
Source: RefSeq, a predicted model, not a curated record
GUUUUAAAUUUGACCAGAUGAAUACAUUUCAGUGAAUGUGACACAUUAUGUACUAUUUCUAUGUACAAUGGUUAUAGGUUGCUUUAAUUCAUUAACAUGUUAACUAAUUGUAUUGUUGGUGUUGGUCCGUUACGGGCUGGAUGGACCUGGGCGGCUGGCCUCAGUGUUUACAAAACCCUGGCUCCGGCCCUGCUCCUGACCACCAGCUACCUGGCUCUGUAUCCCAACACACUCGGUGCCAGCUGGGCUGCCUGCUGGAUCUCCCUCAUUGACGACAAACAAAUUAAAUCACAGUCCAUUCGGUGCGGUUAAUCCAGUUCCGUGUCUUUAGCCCGGGCGCUGUGGACUGUGUGACAGUUCAAUCCGACUGGAACGCCUCCUCCUGGAUUUCCUGCCCGCUCCCGCUGCUGCUGGUCGGCUACAUUGUAUCAGUUCCCACACGGAGAAGCACCACGGCGCUCAUCCACGGACGGUGAACACGGAGGAAUUAACCUGGAUGGAGAGAUAUUCACUGGGGGAUUAAUUGCCAGUAGGUUGCGGGAGUGGACUAGACUUGUGUCGGGCUUGAGGCGGCACCGAUAAAAUGCCCUCCGGACUCGGCUGCUCUCGGUGUGGACGGUAUCUCGAAGUGUGAUGGCAGAAGUCCAGUGAAUCGCUGGCCUCCCCUCCUCUCUUGUGUUGGGUGUCUUGGGGAGUGCUCUGCCACUGCUUUCUGUUGCUUCACAUCUAUAGAGCGUUUUACUCUUAUUCAGAGCCAAUUACUCCGAAUUGUUUUGAUUUCUUUCUAUGGAGUGCCCCCCACCAUGGACAGAGAUGGGUUUGGAAUAGGAGUGGCUAGCUAAGUCGGCACUAUAAAAGAAGAUUGACGAUGUCAGGCAAAAGGAAAGCACACAGGCAUGUAGCAGAGUAGAUGUAGAUGGAUAACUGAAGGACAAAAUGUGGAUAAAUGGGACAGGAACGAGUAGAACGUGAGGAUUCUCUAACCCUUGCCCCCAAGUCCCAACCGUCUGAGAGGGUGUCAGACCUCACUGAGGCAAACCUGGGCCGUUGGCACUAAAAUGUCCCUAAGUGGUGGCACUGCAGGCGGGAAAGGUGUGGACUCUAAUGCGGUGGACACUUACGACAGCGGGGAUGAGUGGGAUAUUGGUGUUGGAAAUCUGAUUAUUGACCUUGACGCUGACUUAGAGAAGGACAAACUUGAGAUGUCUGGCACCAAGGACGGUAUGGCGGCACCACCCAGUGCAGUGGCAGCAUUGCCUGACAACAUCAGGUUUGUUAGUCCAGUGUCUGGCUCUCAAGGCAAGGAAAGCAAAUCCAAAUACAAGCGCAGCAAGAACUCUAAAGACAAUAGUAGCAAAGCUUCAGCAGGAGAUGGGGGUAAAAAAGAAACUACAGGGCGGACUCAAGGGGAGCCAACAGGCACAGCAGCCAAUGCAGGAGCUGCUGGCAACAAUUCCACCUCUGGGAAGAACAUGGAAAAAGGGGGCAAAGCCUCCAGAGGUGUUCUGAGUGGCAAAAAAGAGAAAGAAGGGGCUAGUGGGAAAAAUAAGAAGGACAAAACAGAUGGAGCCCCAGUCGUGGCAAUAGCUGCUGCGGAGAAGGAUGUUGUGUCUCAAGCCCAAGUUGCUUUGGGGAAUAGUCGUAAUGCGUCCUUUGAGAACACACAAUCGACAGACUUGGCAGAAGCCAAUCAAAUGGGGAAUAUUGCACUUGAACCUGUUGGGAUAGUACCAGCAUUGACCGCAAAAACUGAACCAGAGGAGGUAGAAAAUGGGAAUAGUGAAUGCAAGACACUAAAGAAGGUGAAAAAUGAAAAGAUGGAAUCUCCUGUCUCCACGCCAGCACCUCCUCCCCUCCACCUCCUGGCCACAGUAGGCAACAGUGAGAUUUCCUCGCCGUGUGAGCAGAUAAUGGUGCGCACACGCUCAGUGGCUGUGAACACAUCCGAUGUGGCCCUGGCUACUGAACCUGAGUGCUUGGGGCCCUGCGAACCUGGUACCAGUGUCAAUCUGGAAGGCAUUGUGUGGCAGGAAACCGAAGACGGCAUGCUGGUGGUCAAUGUUACUUGGAGAAACAAGACAUAUGUGGGCACCCUGUUGGACUGUACACGGCAUGACUGGGCACCCCCCAGGUUUUGUGAAUCCCCUACAAGUGAUCUAGAGAUGAGGAAUGGCCGUGGUCGAGGUAAGCGAAUGAGACCGAAUAGUAACACCCCGAUCAAUGAGAACAGCAACUCAUCGGACAGCAAGGGCACCGCCAACAACAAGACGCGUGCUGCCUCUAACAGCAAAGGCCGGAGGGGCAGCCAGACUCCAUCAGAGCGCCGCACCCCACCCAACAGCAACACAGAAGACAUCAAGGCCAGUCCCUCCUCAGCUGGAAAACGCAAGACCAAACCAGCCUCAGACAUGGAACCCAAUUCCAGCUCAGAGGACACCAAAGGCAACAAACGUAUGAGGACAAACUCCAACAGUGGAGGGGUGGGAACGGGUCUCCCCAUCCCUUCCAUUAAGACAGAGCCACUUCCACCUCCCCUCGAUCGUACCUGCCCCUCUCCAGUUCUCAUUGACUGCCCACAUCCUAACUGCAACAAGAAGUACAAGCACAUCAAUGGUCUCAAGUACCACCAAGCCCGCGCCCACAAUGAUGAUGAUAUUAAGUUGGAAUUAGAUGCAGACAGUGAGUAUGGAGAGGACUCAACUCUCCACCCUGAACCGGGGAACUGUAAUGGAGCCUCUAUCUCUCAGAAAGGAUGCUCAUCUCCAGCACGUUCAGUUACUCCAAAAGGCAGGAACUUUGAUGCUCAGAGUCCUUCUCCAUCGCCUGGCAAGUUUGGUACAAAGCAGAGUAAAAAGAAAGCUGCUGAGGCAGAACCAGAAAUGGGAGGUACACCAACAGAUGGGUGUGAAGAUGGGCUUUGCCUCACUGAUGAGGCCAGUAAUGAUGGUAUUGAUGAUAAGAGAGGAUCAGACAAGACCAAAAAGGGUAAUUCAAAGGCUGAUAAAAUGGCCCAGAAAAACAUGAAGUCACCCCGGCCACUUGGUCCUUCUUCUACAGCAACCCAGCAGAUAUACUCUUUUCCUCCUGGAAACCCGAAUUCUUCCCCAGGGCUUACCCCAAUGAUACAAGGAAUCCCCAAGAGUCCCCAAAUGAAAGGUACACAGCCUAAGCCACCUGCAAUUGGAGAUCCUGCCUCAAGUAGCUCCAAGGACAAGAAGAAGAAAGACAAGAAGAAAAAAGAUGGCGGGAAGGACGCUGACAGCCCCAAGCCUCCAGGAAAGGGAGGUAAAUUGGAGGAAGGGAAGCUUCCAUACCCUGAACCCCCUGAUCAGGGAAAUAAGGGGGAAGGACUUCUGAAUGGUUCCUCUGAUCCUCAUCAGAGUCGCUUGGCCAGUAUGAAGGCUGAGGCUGACAAAAUUUACAGCUUUUCUGACAAUGCCCCUAGCCCAUCCAUUGGUGUAGCCAGUCGGAUAGAUGGCACCGGAAUGCCACAACCUCUCACACCACUUCACGCGGUGAACCAGAAUGGUGCUGACAACUCUUCAGUUAAAACCAAUAGCCCAGCAUAUUCAGACAUUUCAGAUGCUGGUGAGGAUGGUGAAGCAAAACUAGAAGGUGGCAAAGUCAGGACAGAGGACCAAGCCAUCAGGGAAAGUGUCAAAAAAGCACUCUUUCCAAACCAGACACCUAGUAAAGAUUCCCCAUACUAUCAUGGCUAUGAGAGUUAUUACUCACCCAAUUACGUCAACCCCAGUCCUAGUGGGCCCACUCCCGGCACGCCAGGGGCUGAAGGUCAGGUAAAGGUCAAAAAGGAGGAUGACCAGGACCAAGGUGAGGAUAAAAUCAAGGUUGAGGUUCAUGAAGACCGCAAACCUGACAGUGGUGUUCCUGGCCAGCAGCAACAACAGCAACCCUCUGUCAUUCAACAGCGAUCCAACAUGUACAUGCAACCUCUUUAUUACAACCAGUAUGCUUAUGUCCCACCAUAUGCAUACCAUCCUGAUCAAGCCUACCAUAACCACUUGAUGAACACCAACCAAGCAUACCGGCAACAGUACGAGGAGCGGCAGCGUCAGAUGGCUGAACAGCAUCGCGCUGCUGAGAAGAAGUCGGACGUAGCCAUAAAAGAAAGAGAGGCCUCCAUGAAGGAGGAGUGGAAACAAAAGAGCCCAAUGCCACCAAGCCUCUCCAAAGCCCCAAGUCAGUCAGACCUUGGAAAGACGCCGCAGCCCCCAGGCAAAUCCAGGGACUCGCCCUCUGAGCCCUCCUCAAAAUCUUUGGGAAGCAUAAAGGUGGAGGACCCAAAGUCCCAGCAAGCUGAGGGGCUGAAGAUGAAGCUGACUGAGGGGGGCCACCAUGGAAAGGAAGAAUCCAAGCAAGCACUGGAGUCCCGAGGUCAGGCAGGGAUGGAGCAGGCCAUGUGGUACAGACAGCAGUACCCUGAGACUCAGAAGUCCCAAGCAGAAGAUGAACACCAGCAACAACAACCUCGAUGGAAAGAUGAAAGGGACAGGGAGAGGGAACGUGAUCGUAAAUUAAAGGAAGAGAGGCCCAGGCCCAAGGACAGUCACAGUGGGCCCAAGGAGGAUAGCAAGGAGGGUAGUGAUCCCAGAAUCACUUCUGAGGACCACCGGGCCAUGAGCAAAGACUCUCGAUCUAAUCCUCACAUGCAGUUCUCAUCACCACUAGCACAGCACCAAGGUUACAUGCCCUACAUGCAUGGUUACCCCUAUGGACAAGGCUAUGACCCCAACCACCCUGGAUACAGGGGCAUGCCUUCAGUCAUGAUGCAGAAUUACCCAGGUUCGUAUCUGCCUGCAGGCUACCCUUUUUCUCCAUAUGGCGGUAAAGUAGCCGGAGGUGAAGAAGGCAGUGACAAAUCUCGCGCUAGCCCAACUGUCACCAAAACCGCAACGGACUCCAAAGCCCUGGACAUCCUGCAUCAGCACGCCAGUCAAUACAAGAGCAAAUCCCCGACAGUCGGCGACAAACCCCAUGACAGGGAGCGCGAGCAGGACAGAGGAGCCGGUGGAGACCGAGAUCGGGAAAGGGAGCGCGAGAGGGAAAGAGAACGAGACGUGGACCGACCACGAUCCUCGCCCUCCCAACGCAUCAUGCCCUCUCACCACCACCUGGGAUACCCCCUGCUCUCAGGACAGUAUGACCUGUCCUACGCCACAGGUCUCUCCUCAUCUGCUAUUGUUGCCAGCCAACAAGCAGCAACCCCCUCCCUCUACCCACCACCUCGGAGGUGAGAACGGGAAACCUGACCGUCACACCUCAACCCUGCAAAGAUUCAUGUGACUGGCUCACAUGAGAAGAGAAUCUCCCGGGUGUUACCUUUUAGACAUCAGUUGAAUGGUGUUUCUAUCUCUAUUUUUAGUUCUUCUGCCCCGAGACGAGGCAGAUUGUCUUUUUGUUUUUGUUUUUCCUUCCUCCUCCCCUCGUAAAUGACCCCAAAAUUUCCAGACCUUGGACUGUAACAGGACUGAUAAUAACCCAGGUUCAAAGCCAUCACUCUGCCUCGUCACGCAGAGGAAACACCAACCCGCUGAUUAUCUAGUCUUUGCACUGUCAACAAAUACAAUGCAAAAAGAGACUAUUGGACUGCCAGAACAGCUUUUCUCUCGUUGUCUUUCUUUUUGACUGCAUUGUUUUUUUGUCACAUGCAGAAAGAAAUUGGCAGGGGGAUGAUGGGUGGCUGAUGGGAAAGGGGGAGUCAAACUAAAUUAAAGACUGAAAAAAAAGAUCAUAUUGAGAUGAUUUACGUCUUUGGCUUAUGGAAUGCCGUGAAACAACAGUAUAUCCUUAACUUGAGAAUGGUUUGGCUAUAUUUCGUGGGGAGAGGGAAUAUGGCAACAGCUGCUUUCUUCAGAGACUUAAGAGCCUGAGACUGAAGUUUUUUGUUUUUCAUUUUCCAUCAUCAUUGUUGUUUCCCAUCCCCCUCCUCGCUCAGUUCUUGUUUCAGGGAUGAUGUUGUCAUGUUUUGCGAAGGGACCGCUCACACCUCAAUGGAGAAUAAACACUAUUCAUGUUUUCUUUUCUCAGUAGAUUUCAAUAUCAUUGUGUUCAUCCUUGAAUGUGUCUGACGCUGGUAUUAGUCCUGUUUUUCUCACAAUGAAACACUCAUUUUAAAACGGUGAAGCCACAUCAGCAAGCGAUGAGUUCACGGGGCAUUGUCAUCACCACGUGUGAGGGUUUUUGGUGUUUUACUGUAAGAUUGUGCUUCAUUCAGCUCGUCAAGUUUGAUUCUGCAAACAAUGUGAAAUCUCACUCAACUCGUGUAUUUUUCUGCUGUAAAAUACUUCUCAGCCAACUCGUAUGUGCAUAAAUGUUUAUAUUUAUCCCAGCACGCAACUGUCCGAAAACUGUUAAAUAGCUCUCAGCCUUCACAGCGUUGGAACAUCAUGUGCUCAGAUCUCACUGUGCUUCUUCCCUGCACAGCUUUGGUUUUCUUGCUGCAGGUUGUUUUUAUUUCAUUCUCUUGACCAUGACGUGAUGACACAUCACAAACAUGGUGCACGGUUCCAUUCAUCCUAACAUGCAGGGGAGGCACUACAGGUGAACAGGGUCAGACAUUAUGGAACUUCCAGAGUUAGACGAUUAGUUUUUAUAUUACAAGUUUCCUAAAAUGUUAUGUUUAAAUAUGCAAAGUGUGCAUUACCUAAUUAAACUUUUGUUUACAUUUCCAGAACAGAAAUCUAACCUGAAAUAAACUGUUAAUGGAUUUUGGACGUUUGUUUCUGCUUCUCUGAAAGAAGAUGUGUGAUGGAAGCAAGAUGGGCCAAAAUCCCAGUUGACCAGUGCAUGUUUUCACCUUUUCUGUCUCCUCUGAAAGGAUAAAAGUGAAAAGUCAUUAUCUACUGAUCUAAUGUUGGGUGGAGUUUUCGUCGUCCCAAAAAAUGUCUGGAGCUUCACAGCAGCUGGUCCAGUGUAAACCAGGUCUCUGAAAGAACCGACAUCCCAAAUUGAUUUGAACGAUGUUUUUCCAUUGUUUAUAAAGCUGCAGUGUCCUCUGUAGCUGCUAAGCUAAAGCUUUAGAAUGAACCCCGUCUGAAAUGAGAGUAGGAGCUCCAACGUGCAUCAGGAGUGUAAACAACAUCUUCUGAAAUCACUUCGGGAUCUCCAGGCUUUUGGAGACUUGGAUUAUGUUGGAUGAGCUGUUUGGAGCCAUUUCAUGUUAACUGAGCGGUUUAUGUAACAUUUAAAAAGAAGUCUCCAUCUACUGCAGUUGUGUAGGGGAGCAUUGCAAAGCUGUUUUACUGUGAAGCUCUAAAACUGUAUUUUGUGGACUAUGAAACUUGCAUACUUACUUUUCCAUCGGCAUGAGGGUGAGUAGAUAAUGACUGAAUCUUCUUUUUGGAUGAACUUUCAGACUGGUUCCAGACCUCUGGAUCUCUGUCCACAUCUCAGAUCUUUCAGUGGCAACUCAAAACGGGAAACUCAACCGUGAAUUAGUGUGAUUUUUAGGUGAAACAUCUCUUGGUGCUGCGCUUGCUCCUGUGGCUUCACCAUAAAACAUUUUCACCUGCACAGUUGUUGGCACGGUCGUCUGACCAGCUGCAAGCUUUGGAUCAAACUGGACUAGUAAGACCUCAGACACCAGUUUGCUUUGUUCAGUUGCUGCCGGUGCUGUGAGCUCAACUACUGAAACAACCCGAAACAUCUUUCAGCUGUUACAGUUAUCGAUGAGCCAAUCAGAUGCAGACAAUGAGCUAACAUGGAGUGAAACUGGACCCUGGUCAUGCACACAUGAGUCACGUUGGCUUAAAAAGAAGCACUUUGCUGGAGGCUUUCCUCCAGACGUCAAACUGCAAAUUCAGACAAGUCUGGUUAACUUAAAAUUGACACAGCGUUGUAGCAGAGGGACCCUCUUGGCUUUAAAUUACAGCCCUCCCAUACCUCAGGGGUUGUAAGUGAAAUUCUAUCCAGAUGCUGUUUGCAUUGAUUUCAGAGGGCUUCUGUUUCUGGGUGUGAAAAAGCACACUGCUGCUCAGAGCUGCAGUGGUUCAUUCAGAAUGGCAGAUUGGCUCAGGAGAGGGAGUUAUUAAAGGUUUUAUGCCACACCGUCUUUAUGUUCAUAGAAUAUUGACCAUGAUGUCAUUAACUGUAUUGAUUUUGGUUUUACAAUCACUUUUAAUGUUCCCAUUGUUGUAGUUUUUUUCUCACUGAAUUCUGUAUAUGUCCAAGUCCAUGAGCCAUCAGUUAAUUUCAUGUCUGGUGCCCUCUGACGUCGGACGUCUUGUCGAGACUCACGUUUGCGAAACUGCAGCUCUUCAUUUUGAGGUUCUCGGACAUUCCCAGUAAAUAAGUUGCCAGUUUCUCGUCCCACUGAAGUUCACAGAACGGUUUAUCUUUUGACUUUUUGCGCAUUUUAAAGAAGAAUGGCUGAAAUGAAUAAGCUGAAUGUGGUGGUGUUUGACUUGUACUUAAUCUGUAAGGGUAAUCUAGGCAGCUGUGAUGUUGUCAUUAAAGUCAGUGGGUUUUAGUACCAGCAGACUGCAUACAGUACAUAUAGUUUUAUCAGACAAUGGUUGUGACAAGUGCAUUUGUUCUUCUCUCUCUUGAGAGUAGUAAUGUUAUCUCAGUAGUAAGCAAAGCCCAGUGAAAAUCAUAUAUACUAAAGUGUAUAAAAAGCCAGAAAAGUAAUGUUUGCUAUCAACAUAUUGGAAAGUGCUUGGCUCAUGUAUUUUGCAGGACUGUAUUUGUUUCAUGGUGAAGAGUAUAUUUAUUGGCCAGCAGUUGUCUCAAUUGGUGCCUAGUUGAAAACAUGGAGACACUUGCUCGUUUGUCUUUUCCUGACCCACCUACUGUCACACAAACCUCCCUUCCCCUCACCUCCCCUAAAAGGAGUACCGGUUCUGGUGCUUGCAAGGAUGUUUACAAUGUCUUCAUUUUCUUUCUGUGUGAGAAAAUUCAGAACUCUUCGCCCUCUCCUUUCUCCCGCCCUUCAGGAGUUUGUGUAAAGUGUACAUUACCAUGGUUCUUUUUUAUACAAUACUCUGUAACUUGCCUUUGUAAAUUUGGGCUGGAAAAAAUAAAUCUUUUUAUGAGACAAUCUG